This is a messenger RNA of Anopheles nili, 998 nucleotides long. RefSeq names its product protein lethal(2)essential for life-like. The transcript is spliced from 3 exons. The coding region runs from base 169 to 771 and encodes 200 amino acids. Gene Ontology annotation, molecular function: protein folding chaperone. The record is from RefSeq and is a predicted model, not a curated record. Lineage: Eukaryota; Metazoa; Arthropoda; Insecta; Diptera; Culicidae. Gene Ontology annotation, biological process: protein refolding; response to heat.
GUGUAUAAAUAUCGCACACGAAACACGCCACCGGGCUCAGUUAGUUGGCGCAGUAGGCUCAGAACGUAAGUCCGCGGUCUGUCGAAUAGCGUUUCGGGAAGAAAACGCUCCAGCCGAGGAUCAAGUGAUCUUUCAAGUGAUUCCAGCACGUGCAGUGAAGCUGAAAUAAUGUCCACCGUGCCGAUGUAUUUCCGUGACUGGUGGGAUGACGAUCUGCUCGAGAAUCCUCGGCGAUCGUCGCGGUUGUUCGAUCAGCAGUUUGCAACAGGAAUAUUCUCAGACGACUUACAAAAGAUGGCCUCCAGCUUCCAUUCAAACAUACGCACGUCCCGGUUGGGUAGCUUCCGGCGCCCGGCGUGGAGUGAUCUCGGUGCACCCCGGUUCGCGAGCGGGCUCAGCAACACCGGCAUCGAUCGGCUGCAGAUCAACGUGGACGUGCAACAAUUCACACCGCAUGAGAUCACCGUUAAAACCGUCAACAACUCGAUCGUGGUCGAGGGUAAACACGAGGAACGGCAGGACGAGCACGGGUUCAUCUCGCGCCACUUCGUCCGCCGGUACGUGCUGCCCGACGAUCACGACCCAAAGGACGUCGUGUCGAGCCUGUCGUCGGAUGGCGUGCUAACGAUUACGGCCCCAAAGAAGGCACUUCAGCCGGCGCCGGAAGUCGUCUACGAGCGAACGGUUCCGAUCCAGCGCAUCGAGGAACGCACGAUGGAAAGCGUCCGGACGACGUCGGAGAGUGUGACGAGUGAGACGAACGGAAAGUGACGCGGGUGUGGGAGCCGCCUGGUGCAGAAAAACCCCACCCUUGUCCCGUUGAGGGUUCACCGAAAGACGACCCUUCUACCAAAGUGAUUAGCGAAGUAUUAAUGGUGUCGAUGACGUUACACGCGGAGUAUAAUAAAGUGUACGAGCGCCAUGAAGUGUCGCGAGGCAGUUUUUUUGCCAAGCAGUAUUUCAAAUGCGUAGUUUGUACCAAUUGUGAAUUGGGUGAG